AUGAUGGAUAACCUCUUUAUCUAUGAUGCCUCUCAGCCCGGAGAAUCAUGGGACGACGAUUCUCGGUACGCCCCCACCCCAGGUAACUUCGGCCGUUCCACCGUAUACUCUCCUAGCCCCUCCCCGCAUCAUACCUUGCCACAACCGCCGCUGGAUCGACUCGGGUUCCUCCCAUUGGCUGAAUGGGAGAGAGGAGGCGAAUACGAUCAGCAGCCACCACGAUACGUUUGCUACACAGUCAAGUGGAAACUGCUGCUCAAUAAUAAGCCGGUGGGUAAUGUGACUGAGAAGGACCUGGUUGUAGCUCCCAGCCGGUUCUGGGAGAAAUAUCUAAAAGUGGAUCUUGACAAUAUGGUGCAAACAAAAAGAAAGCCCAACCAACGGGUUCGAUCUGAAAGUACAACCAUUAAGGUCGAGGUCGAUGAACGAAAGCAGUGUCCGCUGGAACAGUUCUAUAACGCCACCACCAUUGAUUGGGCGCCCGUGGAAAGACAAUUAUGUAAAUGGAGUAAUCUACUUCGCAUCGCGAAAAAGCUUACCGUUAGCAUUGCCUUUAGCUAUAGGCAGGAUGACCACGGAAAUAAUGCAUCCCCGGCCAGGAAAGGCGAAAAAAGGGGUCGUGUGUCCGCCACAAAUAUUAUGCUUGCUGAGCGUGAUGCAUAUAUUGCUGAAGAAGAAGAGCGAACUGGGCGACCCUCUGCGUGGAACACUGUAUAUGAGCUCAUGCAAUGCAACGUCCGCUCAUGCCAGUUGAACUCUGACUGGUGCUGGGAAGAUCCAAAAGACAGCAAACACUACAAACUCAGAGAGCCACACAUUGAUCGACUGGUUGAUUAUGUGGAAAAGGGCGGCAAACUCGAGAGCCAUGGUGAUGUGCCACGCGAUAUCCGUCGAGACCUACUUCUGGAGAGUCAGACAGGAAGAAAAUCUAAAAAGAAUACCACGCCAGCUAGUGGAUCUUCGUAUCACCCAGUGAGCAUCAAUGUGCUGCCAGCCCAGGAAUCGAGGAGCUCCGUGAUAUCGCCAUCGCCACCUAGGUCCUCAUCUCCCCACGUUGUCAUCCAAGGGGACCAAGUAGUAGCAGUAAAGAAUUAUUGCAAAUGGUUGGAGUCACGGUACAGUGAUGAGGCUUACAAAGCUGAUUUUCGAAGGGCUCGUGAUGCGGUCCUGAAGAGGCACAUGGACCUUGAGCUUAUCCUCGAGGACCCAAAUCCAGGCUUCUUCACUGAUGAAGGCAUUCAAAUAGGGACUGCCCGUCGUUUCAUUCGUGAUAUUGCUGAAUGUGACAAGCAGGUGAAAUCUUCAUCGCUGUCCGGUUGGACAAUGGAGGAACAUUCUGAUGAUCUUCUCUAG
Aspergillus melleus is the source of this 1353-nucleotide messenger RNA. RefSeq lists its product as uncharacterized. The transcript has a single exon. The coding region runs from base 1 to 1353 and encodes 450 amino acids. NCBI's taxonomy places the organism in Eukaryota, Fungi, Ascomycota, Eurotiomycetes, Eurotiales, Aspergillaceae. The record is from RefSeq and is a predicted model, not a curated record.